Molecule: messenger RNA, 715 nt
Organism: Ricinus communis (castor bean)
Lineage: Eukaryota; Viridiplantae; Streptophyta; Magnoliopsida; Malpighiales; Euphorbiaceae
Product: 30S ribosomal protein S16-2, chloroplastic/mitochondrial
Exons: 3
Coding region: 67-399 (110 amino acids)
Biological process (GO): mitochondrial translation
Cellular component (GO): small ribosomal subunit; ribosome
Molecular function (GO): structural constituent of ribosome
Source: RefSeq, a predicted model, not a curated record
GUUUUUGAGGAAGCAACCAAAGACUAAAAACCAAGAACCCAAAACCCUCAAGAGAGGAAAAGGAAAAUGGCAGUGAAGAUCAGAUUAGAGAGAUGUGGAUGCAAAAACAGACCAUUUUAUAGGAUCAUUGCUGCUGAUAGCAAGUCCCCUAGGGAUGGCAAGCUUCUUCAAGUCCUUGGUUUCUAUGAUCCCUUGGCUGGUAAAGAUGAUGACAAGCGAAUUGGGCUUAAAUUCGACAGAGUGAAUUAUUGGUUAUCAGUUGGUGCUCAGCCUUCAGACCCCGUGCGGCGCAUACUUCUCAAUGCAGGUUUACUAUCCCCACCACCAAUGGUGGUAAUGGGACACAAAAACGGACCAGGUGACAGACGUCCUGCUGAUCCUGUGAUAGGCGAUGCAUAACUUGGAGUAGCUCCAUCACUUGCAAAAAGUUCUGCACAUGUUGUGUAUUUGUUUAAAUUGAUGGCAGUAGGUGAAACUACCAUGAAAGUCUUUCUUCUGAAAUGAACUCUUCUAAGCAUGGAAAGCACUCACUAUGUUCAUAGCUAUAAUAUUUUAGGUUAUUUGAAUGAACUCCAUAUGUGUCUUGCUCUAGUUCAUACCAGUAUGUAUUUUAUUUCUAAUCUGUAUGAACUUGAGACAACUAUUACAUGCCCUGGUAGGCUGGAAUUAUCUAAAGGACACCUAUUAUGGGUGAUCGACUUGUCUUUUCUUGUUA